UGCGAUUGUGCGAGACAUUGCAGAAACUGACAUCAAUUGUUUACAUAAGUAACGAUGCGUAUCUGUCACUAGCCAGCUGGCUUGUUGCAUAGUCCCUCCACAUGGCGCGUCGAACGUUUUCGCUGCGCUGAUCAUGCAACUCCUCUGGUACUCUUACCAGUGAGCAUAACGAGUCUUGUGAGGGAGAAACGUUAUCGGAACUCGACUUGGGCUAAGUGCGGUGGAUAUAGGGCAAUUAUAAAACGCCUUUUCUUAUGAUACGUGUCCUUACGUCUUGUGAGAGAGCGCGCUGCGUAGCUCGCUUAGAGCCUUGUAGGUUGCGUUGUUUGUAUCUGCUCGCCGACGUACGAGUUGCUUUGGUAUCGAAAGGAGUUUUUAAGCUGAAAGCGAAAGGCAGCACUUGGAGCGACAAAAUUAUAUGGCUUGAGCUGGCAAGCUUUCCCCGGAUUGUCACUGUUGGAGAAGCUGGCAUCGUACGACGAUGGAUGUCUCCAGCAAAAGCGAUCCUGAACUUCCCGGAGAUUGGACGUUUAUGCCGUCUGAGGGCGAAUUGAUGGAUGUUCCAGACUCAGCAUCAAGAGUGGAAGGAAGCUGUGUUGAAGAUUUGCCAUUAGACGAAAAUGCCACCAACGUUAAUCGAGAGAAAGCCAUGGAGAAGGGAGAUGAGAAAGACCAGGAUGCUGGACUUGGUGGGGAUAGGGAAGCUGAUGCUAGUGCUGGGAGCCGAGACAGCGAUAUUGACAUCAUUGACGAGGACACCGACCAUAGUAUUGAAUCUCUGAGCUCUUCUGCCAUAGGAAACACAUCUGCGUCGCUCAUGGGCUUCAGUGAGAUAUCUGCUGGGACUGCAAGCUCCUACGGCAACCAGGAGGUGCCAUCUGGCUUGGAUUGCAUAGAUGCAGCAUCGGUGGCAUCUGAUGUGUCUUUGCCACCAGGAUUGGAGAUGCAGCCUGGAAUGCGCCGUUACAAGCAUGUGCCGAAUACUCGCCUAAACUGGGCUCUAACAACUGUGGCUGCUCUUGUGGCAGUUGCUGCUGUCGCAUUUGGUGUUGGCCACUACCUUGGUGGGUCAGACCCGUCCCUUCAGCAGCACGAAUUGUCUCAAGGCCAAGUGCAGCAACUGGAGGCACUUCAGGAAGAGCUUGUGAACUGCAUGCAUCAGCAAAAUAAGGAGACGCCUCUGAAGGACUCUCCCUUCCUGAACACACAAGUGUGCUACCAGGAUGCUGAAUACUGGAAGAGGAAAUUUGAGCAGCUUUUUUCUGAGAACAAGGGGCUCAAGGAGCUGCUCGAGCACUCUCAACGCAAUGCAGUCAUGCACGAUCCCCGAGUGGACUCGGGUGGAGACUGCUCUGCUGACUCACCUGACGACCUGCACAAACUGAAGCUGGACCUCAUCCUUAACCAAAUGCAGCAUUUGCAGCUGAUGAAGACAUUCAAUCAGGUGAAGUACAGUGAACGUCUGUCCCGAGAACAGGCUCGCAAAUUGGAGCGGGAAAACGAGCAGCUGAAGGCCCGACUUGAGGAAGAGGAAACUGAUGACAUCCUUGUUCAACAGCAGCUAGAAAUGAAGGUUCGGUCCUUGACGGAGGAGAAUGAGGAGUUGCAGUCACGACUGAGCCACGAGUCGCAGAGGGAAGCUGCUCUGCGGUCCCUCGAACAUCAAGUGCAGCGGCUGCUAAGUGAAAACGAGAGACUGAAGCGCUCCAUGCAGGAGCAGCUACCCUCCUCUGUCACCACAAGUCGCAUUCCUCUGCUUCGGGACACAGUGAACCGGCUCAUCAUUGAAAAUGAAGACUUAAAGACUGUGGUAGCCCGGCUUCGCUAUGGACGUCCCCUUCCUGUCAGCGAUGAAGCUGCUUCAUACAAGCCAAAGGAUGACCAGCAGGGUGAGGGAAUUGCAGACGAAGUGCCUGAGGACCCCCAGCCUGCAGGCAAGAACCAACUGUCCGAGCUGUUGGAUGUGCUGAAGAAGCAGCAGGCAGACUCUAAGCAGUGGCGCAGGCUGUACGAUGAGCUCAGGCGGAACCAGGACAGCACUAGUAGCGAGAUAGUGUGGCGCAAGUUGCUGGUGCUGGGCCAGACAUUGUUUGACGACAUGCAGACGGGCUUGGAUCGCACUCUGGCGUCACUGGUUCACUUGGCCAAGAAGGGCUCAAGCGUAGCCUCCACUGUCAGCCCCAUGGUCCACGACCUUGGAGAAAAGGUAAGGCGAGAGCUUAAUCGACGCCGAGCGGAAUUGGAUGGAUAUCUUCACGGAUCAGGGAAGCCUGUUCACUCCAUUUCACAGACAAUGAGUUUACUAGAGUCGUCAAUCAAGAAAGUGUUUGAGGCUGGACGAAAGUUUGUCUCCAAGGGACAAGAAGCAACGGGAAAGCAUGCUGAAAAAUUAGUCACCAAACUCACCAAGGUUGCCCAGAUGCUUAGCAGUGACUGGGAAGCCUCAUCUGAAGAUGCAGAAGAAGGUUCUACUGGGCCCACAAGUACAGAGACAACACUGAAGGAGGAGGAAGCCAAGCACACCUGGAGCAAUCGCAAGGCCACCAAAAGUGAUGAGAACAAGGAAAACGACUGUCAGGGAGGUAGCAGCUGUUUAAAAAAAAAUGGCAAGAGCAAGGUGACUCAGCAGAACUCGGCAGAGUAUAGCCAGCUGAAGAGGAAGGUGCCAUCCGAAAAGCCAGCAACCAGAAAUAAGCAGCUACUGGACGCCGAAGAAACUGACGAAGAAGACUGGUUUAGUACUCGAGCAAAAAUUCGGGAACGGCAGCGCACUGAGACUUCACUGGGCACUGACAAUUGGUUCCUGAAGCGACACACACCUGGUUGGCGAAAAGGGGGCAAGGAGGCCACAAAUAAGGGCUCUGCUAACCGUUUCAAGAGAGAAAGCCUCUUUUGGGACCACGAAUCUCUUCUCAAUGAUGAAGAAGGAUUUUCUGAGUGACAUGCAUGAAGCACUUUCAAAUACUAAAGCUUUUUUAUGCUGGUUUUAAUUGCCGGGAUCACGUGGUAGGUUGCUCGACCCUGAUACAGUUUGAGCAGCUUUGAAUCGUUAAAGCCAAAAGAACCCCACUAUUCAGGGUGCAGCCUUCCAAAAUCAUUUGUGACGCUUGCUUUUGCAAGCUGUACUUCGUUUUUCUCACCCUUUUUUUUUUUAGUUGCACUGCUUUAUUAGGCUUGGGGUCUGAUGCUGGACAUUACAGCAGCAUUCAUACACUAUUGUGUAAACUUUUCUAAGCUUCAUACUGAAGCAUUCUGCUUACACUAACAAAUGGUGCAAAGGUGUCAUGCUAACAUAAAUGACGAAAGUGAAAGUUUUUUUCUGUAGCAUCCACACCCUGUAAACUUGAUACCAAUAGCAAUUAAACAUUAUAAUGCCAGGUUACUAUGCUGCUGCGGUGUUCAGACGUGAAAGCUCAAGGCAAGGUUUAUUUUUGUUAGGAACACAGCAUGAUCGGUAACUGUUCUUGCAAAUGCUUGCAUUUAUGCGUUUCCAGUGGGUCAGUAUGUGCAAACUGCAUAAAUACACUUGGAAUCUCCCCAUCAAAAUGUGUAGAAACCAAUGUCUUGCUUGUUCUCAUGAACGUGUUGGGUUGGGUGCACAUGAAAACAACUUCUCUGGUCCAUCUGUUAUUUCUACAAUGUUGCAAUGUCUUUCAGAAGAAAAACAAAAUGUGCAUGUUUUAUUUUUUCAAAUAUAGAGUUAUAACUUCAGAGAUCUGGAAUAAGCCUGCCCUUUUAGUGAUGUUUGUUACAAGGAAGUGAAUGCUUGCUUUGUGACCAUUUUCAGCCCCUGUGUAGUCACAAGCAACAACUCUGACAUAAUUGUUUUGUGAUAUUUCUUCUGUAGUGCUGGAUUUUGUUCAGGCUUCCAGAUUUUAAAACUAAAUAUUUAUGUUAUUGUGUUUUGUUAUAGUGGUCACCAAAUUGUCAAGGUGCUUCAAAGAAGGGCACUGCUGUUUUGUCUUCAUAAUGUGCACAGUGUGUUACUGUUAGAGGUCUUUUGUGGCGUAGUGCUUGGCACUUUUUCCAUGUUCUGCGCAUGCAUCAUUGUAUAUAUGUAAAUUACGAGCCUUUGUUGUAUAUGUGUAGAAUAAACUUGUCUUUCAUCACCUUGUU
Molecule: messenger RNA, 4116 nt
Organism: Dermacentor albipictus
Lineage: Eukaryota; Metazoa; Arthropoda; Arachnida; Ixodida; Ixodidae
Product: nucleoprotein TPR-like
Source: RefSeq, a predicted model, not a curated record